Molecule: messenger RNA, 2025 nt
Organism: Microplitis mediator
Lineage: Eukaryota; Metazoa; Arthropoda; Insecta; Hymenoptera; Braconidae
Product: glutamate--cysteine ligase-like
Exons: 6
Coding region: 134-2017 (627 amino acids)
Biological process (GO): glutathione biosynthetic process
Cellular component (GO): glutamate-cysteine ligase complex
Molecular function (GO): glutamate-cysteine ligase activity
Source: RefSeq, a predicted model, not a curated record
GCAAAAUUUAUUAUCUCAAAAAUGUCCAGUCAGGUGUUAAAAAUUAUAAAUAAAUAACAGGAAUACCGAUCGACAUACCAUCAGUUAAUGGAAAACGUCUUACUGCACUGAUCUUUCAUCACAUAAUUAGAGUAUGCCUCAAGUGGCCGCAGGAGCAUCACUUACAUGGGAAGAAACGAAAGAAGUUUCAGAAUAUAUAAAACAUCACGGCAUACUCCAGUUUAUUAAUUUGUAUAAAAAAAAUAAGGAUACAAGAGAUGAUGAGUUUAAAUGGGGAGAUGAGAUAGAGUACAUGAUUGUCAAGUUCGACGAUGAGGAAAAAACAGCGAAAACAUUAUUUGACUCGCAUAAUUUGAUGCCGAAGCUCAAUAGAAAAGAACUCGUCGACUUAGAUUAUUUAUUUGACUUUAAUAGGAGGACAGCUAAUCGUCUAUGGAGUUAUGAGUACAGUUCAUAUCAGAUCGAAUCAAAGCCUGGAAAACCUUACGGCGCACCAUUGGCGGAGUUUAAUAAAGUUGAGACGAAUAUGCUGAGACGAAGAGUUGAAGCGAGGGAAUUUUUGAAGCCUGAUGAAAGUCUAUUGACGGUUACUUCGUUUCCAAGAUUGGGGUGUAGUAACUUUUGUUACCCGGCUGCAAAACCGACACCGGAGGAAGGAAUUAAUGCUAGUUUAUUUCUUCCCGAUGAAGCUAUAUGUCAAGGGCUUGACAGGAUGCGAGCCAUAUCGAUAAGUGUCAAAUUGCGUCGAAAUCAAGGAUUGUCGAUCAAUAUACCAAUUUACAGAGACAAAAAUGUCGCAGUACCAUUCAGAGAAGACUUGGUGGCUUUAGGAAGUGAUGGAAAAGGUCAAAGAGAAGCCAAAGAUGAUCAUGUUUAUAUGGAUGCAGCGGGUUUUGGAUUAGGCUGUUGUUGUUUGCAAACGACGUUGCUUGGUCGUGAUAUAAUACAAGCACGAGAAUUAUAUGAUCAACUAACAGCAUUCUGUCCGGUUAUGGUCGCUUUGACUGCAGCAGCUCCUGUGUUUCGAGGCUAUCUUACGGAUGUUGAUAGUAGAUGGAUUGUUACCAGGGACUCAGGAGAUGACAGAACACCAGGAGAACGCGGAGUUGAACCUUUGAAGGAAGAUGAAACACUCAUGAGAAGUGGUAGAUAUGGAGCUGUGGAGUGGUAUCUUAGCAAAGAAGGUCAGAGGUACAAUGACCUUCCGCUGGAGUAUGAUAAAAAGUGGCUGAAUUCACUGAUGGAUAAUGGAGUUGACAAAAUUCUUGCUCAACAUAUUGCUCACCUGUUUGCGAGAGACUGCAUAUCCAUUCUGAGUACUCAGGUUUAUAUAGACGACGAAAAACGAUCAGAUUGUUUCGAGAGUAUUCAAGGGACAACCUGGAGAUCGAUGAGAUUUAAACCGCCACCGGCUGAUUCGGAUAUCGGCUGGCGAGUUGAGUUCCGUCCGAUGGAUAUUCAAAUUACAGACUUUGAGAAUGCCGCGGCAGUCUGUUUUAUCAUUUUACUGGCAAAGAUUAUCGUCCACUUCAAUUUGAAUACUUUGAUACCACUGAGUAAAGUUGAAGAAAAUAUGAUGAGAGCGCAGAAACGUGACGCCGUAAAUAAGGAAAAAUUGUGGUUCCGCAAAGACAUCAUGUCCCAUGCAACAGACCAACCGAUUGAUCAAGAGUACGGGGAAUUCUCACUAAAUGAAAUAAUAAAUGGAAAGCAAGGCCACUUUAUCGGCAUCAUACCCCUGAUAAAUUCUUACAUUGACAGCUGUAAUGUUGACACUGAAACUCGCAGUACAAUCCAACAAUUUUUGAAUCUCUUUGGCGGACGUGCCUCCGGUAAACUUUUAACCGACGCCGCUUGGAUGCGGAAACAAAUAAUCAAUCACCCGGACUACAAAGAAGACGCAGUAGUUUCCGAGCGUAUCAAUUAUGAUCUGCUGAAGUCAAUCGACCUAAUUGCUCGUGGUCAUCAACCAUGUCCAGAUUUAUUUGGCUCUCACUUACUCCCAAAAAUACCCUAAAUAACUAU